GGCUCUGAUUCAUCGGAUAUGUCUUCCAACUCUGCCAAUCUGAGCAACAGCCCUCCCCCUAGCGUUGGGGAUAGAAGACGCUCAACCGGCCAUGGCGCAUCCAGCCUAUUUGAGAGUCUGACAAGUCAGAAGCGCAACUCUACUGACCAGACUCUCAAUACACGCCGUGAAAGCUGGAACGAGCAGGGCCAGCAGGGCGGAUUCUUCGCCAAGUGGUGGGAUGGAUACACGAGAGGAGGUAGUAAAUAAUCCCAACUAAUUCCCUUCUUUGAUGAAUUGCUAUGACAUCGGAAAUGUUGGACGCGAGGGGCCAGACCCCUCAGUGAUUUAUGCGAAUAUUGUUGUUAUUUAGUCAAGUCAGGCGAGGUAUAGC
This is a messenger RNA of Aspergillus piperis CBS 112811, 373 nucleotides long. RefSeq lists its product as uncharacterized. The record is from RefSeq and is a predicted model, not a curated record. The coding region runs from base 19 to 249 and encodes 76 amino acids. The transcript has a single exon. Lineage: Eukaryota; Fungi; Ascomycota; Eurotiomycetes; Eurotiales; Aspergillaceae.